Molecule: messenger RNA, 438 nt
Organism: Neoarthrinium moseri
Lineage: Eukaryota; Fungi; Ascomycota; Sordariomycetes; Amphisphaeriales; Apiosporaceae
Exons: 1
Coding region: 1-438 (145 amino acids)
Biological process (GO): nuclear-transcribed mRNA catabolic process, RNase MRP-dependent; intronic box C/D snoRNA processing; tRNA processing
Cellular component (GO): nucleolar ribonuclease P complex; ribonuclease MRP complex
Molecular function (GO): ribonuclease MRP activity
Source: RefSeq, a predicted model, not a curated record
AUGGCGGACGGGGGGGAGACAACACUGGCCAGCAUCACCAGCACUGCUGCCGCCACCAAAUCCCACAAGGCCCAGGAGCUGGCAGCAUGCACAAUAAGAGCGCCGCCAUUCUCGUAUGCCCACCUCGAGGUCCUCCGCGACUCGGCGCAGCCCGCGGAGCUGGACGCCAUCCAGGUGCGCUCGUACUGCACGGCGGCCCUGAAGCAGUUCCUCGGCAUCUCGGGCACCGCCAUAUCUGUGGACAUCCUCAGGGUCGAUGGCGCCGCCUGCUGGCUGAGGAUACCGCGAGACGACCUGGCUGCCUUUGCCGCCGCCAUCACGGCCUGGCAAGGGACCUACGAGGGCGGGCUUCACACGACGCUUCGCGUGAAAGGCUGCUCCGACUGGCUGGGGACUCUGGUCGGGCGGCAAGGGGAGGACCAGAUGUGGGAGGGCUGA